AUGGCACAUGGGAUUCCUUCUCAAGGCAAAGUUACCAUAUCGGUGGAUGAAUACAGCUCUAACCCCACCCAGGCAUUCACGCACUACAACAUCAACCAGAGCAGAUUCCAGCCGCCACAUGUACAUAUGGUCGACCCCAUCCCAUAUGACACUCCAAAACCAGCGGGCCACACGCGGUUUGUCUGCAUCUCAGACACACACUCCAGAACAGAUGGUAUCCAGAUGCCUUAUGGGGACAUCCUUCUCCACACAGGCGAUUUCACCGAGCUGGGACUGCCCUCAGAGGUUAAGAAGUUUAAUGACUGGUUAGGAAACCUGCCGUAUGAAUAUAAAAUAGUGAUUGCUGGGAAUCAUGAACUGACAUUUGAUAAGGAAUUCAUGGCAGAUCUCGUUAAACAGGACUACUACCGUUUCCCCUCUGUGUCUAAAUUGAAACCAGAGGACUUUGACAACGUUCAGUCCCUCCUGACAAACAGUAUUUACUUACAAGACUCGGAGGUAACAGUGAAGGGAUUCAGGAUAUACGGUGCACCUUGGACCCCGUGGUUUAAUGGAUGGGGCUUUAACCUACCCAGAGGUCAGUCUCUGCUGGACAAAUGGAACCUCAUCCCCGAGGGCAUCGACAUCCUCAUGACACACGGACCCCCUCUAGGUUUUCGAGACUGGGUUCCAAAGGAGCUUCAGAGAGUGGGCUGCGUGGAGCUCUUAAACACAGUCCAGAGGCGAGUCCGACCCAAGCUCCACGUGUUUGGUGGAAUUCAUGAAGGUUACGGCAUCAUGACCGACGGUUACACAACCUACAUCAAUGCCUCAACGUGUACAGUCAGCUUUCAACCGACCAACCCUCCAAUUAUAUUUGACCUUCCAAACCCACAGAAUUCCUGAAGCUCUGAAUGCCCAACUGGAAUGUGAGGGAAGGUCUAUAAA
Eptesicus fuscus (big brown bat) is the source of this 927-nucleotide messenger RNA. RefSeq names its product metallophosphoesterase domain containing 2 (gene MPPED2). Lineage: Eukaryota; Metazoa; Chordata; Mammalia; Chiroptera; Vespertilionidae. Gene Ontology annotation, molecular function: hydrolase activity. Bases 1 to 885 code for a protein of 294 amino acids. The transcript has 6 exons. The record is from RefSeq and is a predicted model, not a curated record.